GCGUUGGUGGUAACGCGAUUUAGUUGUGGUCUCUUUGAUGAGCGGUGAAAACCCCGGCUUGUAACGUUAAAAUGUGACGAGAUUUCGGAAAUGAAGCAUAAACCAUUCCCAACGUCGGGAGAGUGGCUUCAAUUGAUUGGCCGUUUCGGUAGACGGAGUAAAGAAUACGAAAAAGCGUACCGCAUAGUGAGGCCAUACGCAUCACAAGUCGACAUGUGAAAGAACGUGGAUAUAUCACAGCGUAUGUUACGUCCUCUGACUCCACACCAACUCGAUAUAGAGAGAGAGAGUAGAGAGAAAAAAAUCCAACGCGGCAACAGGCAGUUCGUUAUGUCGCCAAGAUGAGGUGGUUUCGGAUUCGACUCGUCAUUUUGGGUUUACUGUUAUUCGUCGUUCACGUAGGGUCGGUGGCGGGGGAGACAUGUGACACGGGAUAUAGCGACCCGAGCUCCAAUGCAAUUCUCGCCGACAUUGUGAUCGAGGGUCGGGUCAAAUCCCGACCCACGGGGAACGGCGACAGGUAUAAUUCAUCAAUACAGGUGCGAAAAAUACUUAAAGGGAAGACGCUCGUAAAUGGGGGCAAAAGAACGAAGAAGGUUACAGUGGGGGUUUUUGGUACCCUGAACAAGACGCAAUGUGUAUCGGAAAUUACGUACAACAAGAAAUAUAUAUUUUUUCUUCGCGUGUCUGUGGGGAAUGGGAAAUACUUUCAACAGAGUGCCUUGCCUGUGGAAGCGAAGAAGAAAACCGCUAGAAGUAUUAAAAAGAUUGUAUGUAAAAAUUGCGCAAAAGCUCCUGUGAUAAAGAAGAUGGGCAACCAGAGGAAGAAGGUUGGCCAGAAGGUCAAGAUCCGGUGCUCUGUCAAGGCCAAGCCCAACGCCAGCUUUCUCUGGUUUAAAGACGGAUUGCAGAUAACAUCAAGAAAGGGAUUACGCAUCAAAAGUGGAAGACGUGGUUCUCGUUUGGAGAUCAAGAAGGCCAAGACGGGGGAUAAUGGUGUUUAUAUGUGCCAGGCGAAGAAUGCUGUCGGAGAAAGCAACGCUUCAAUGAACCUGGAGAUUGAGGUGGCCAAACCGAAGUAUCCCGAGUGUUCGUCCCAAACGUACUGUCUGAACGGGGGCAACUGUCGGUACAUCAGCGACCUCAAACGCCAGUUCUGUGUGUGUCCAGAAGCGUAUGUGGGGAGGCGCUGCGAGCUCCGGGAUAUCUUCAGCAUAGAACCAAGAUAUACCAAACAAGCCAAACUUUUACAUGAUCGCACUCUCAUCAUCAUUGGCAUUGUUAUUGCUAUUUUGAUCUUCAUCGCCAUUUGCAUAAUCUCUUAUUACCUCGCAAAACGACAACGCAAAAAAUUUGAAGCAAGAAGAUUAUCUCGAAACAUUCCAAGACAAACGAGAGGACAUUAUCAAACUCUGGAUGAAGUGGAUAGCGGUCAUCACCGAUUGGCCACUCGUUGUUACAAGGACAAACGUAUACAGACAGACAACCUUGCCGAACUGAGCCCCAGCACACAGGUCUCACCUGACAAUGGAACCGCCGGCCAGCCUCGCGUGUUCUCCAUGGAAGAAAGCUUUCCACCCAUGUCUAAUCAAAAGUCUGGCCGACAGCAACAAUCGGACCCAAAGAUGCGCCGAUCCUCGUCUCGGGGCUCCAGAACGAGGCUGAAGGCCGUAUCCCUGGACGAAGGUGGCGCCGAUGAGCCUGAUUCUAUUCCAAUGACAGAAAUGCCACGGAGUCUGAGGUCUGAGGGAAGCAUCCAUGACGUUGUCAAACGUAACAAGCGCAACAGGUACGGCAGAGACCCAGCAAGUCUGCCCGAAUCUCAGGUCAGGGACUUGCAUAAUAUAGAGUCUGACGAUCCAGUCGUUGCUGGUAUGGAUGCUAGUGAUUCAUUCAGCGAGAGUCUGGAUGGGCUCUCCGACCAGGAGAGGCAUCUGUUUACGGACAAUACUACGGCCGAGCCAGACAGAAAUAUGUCCGACACUGAUGACGCUCGGGAUGUCGAGUUGCCGUUGCUAAACAACAAAAAAAAGGGUUCCCUUGACCUGGAUACCGACAGCGAAGACCAAAUGGAAGAAGAGACGACCUUCACCCCUCUCCACAUUAGUGAGGAGAAUCUUCACCGGUCCUCUGGGAGCAGCUUAGACACUGGUUACGAUAGGAGCCGGGAGCCGGAGUAUCCUGAGGAUUACAGGUAUCCUGAGGAUGCCGAGACUCCUGAGGCUCCUACUCCAGAGAGCAGUCUGGUCCGUAAUGUACCAGACAAAAACGUGUUCAAUGCUGGGAGAACGGCAGACGUGUUGCCAAACGGUCCGCGGCAUCCUGUGGUUGUCGUCGAUAUGGUCGACUCGGACUCAAACGAUAAUCCCGACAGUUCUGACAGAUCAGGAACCUCGCUGACCGGCAGUCGGGACUCGGUGGACAACUCGACGUCGGGCGCAUCUUCCCAGGUCCCCAAUGACGCAGACGACAAGCUGUCGUGGGACGAGAACGGAACGCCCGUGUCGUCCAAUUAUGCAUUUACUGCUGCCAUGAACGAUGACCCACUCACCUAUAUGCAUCAAGAGGUGCCUGUCAGUCCUAGCAAACAGAAGGAAGUCUGCAACAGGUUGUUGAAGGACCUCUGUGAGGACCAAGGUCCCAUACAGAUAUGAGAGUUUCUAUUUUUUAUUACAGUGUAAAUAGAUGUGUGUGUUUACUAAACUUUAAAACAGUUGUCAACUAUCACUCAAGAGUUUUUAAGUGAGUAGCAGAACAGGAACACCUCAAUAAAUGAUUUCCAGAACAUCAAGACUUUGAGUCAAAGAGGAACUAGCAUACAAGGCUAAUUUUAGAUUAUUUCGGUUUUAAUUAGCUCUAUGAAUGUUACGUUAUUUAAGUAUAGUUACAGAAUUUAUUCAAGUUGGGAUUAUGAAUGACAUUUUGUCUAAAGUUAUUUAGCCCUUUGUUCCUUAUUGGGUGUGUUUGGAAAUGUUCUGAUGGGUGGUUGAUUAGGGGGUGGACUUUGUUGCUAAAUGGAUGUGGCUGGAAACAUUGUGGGGGGGAGGGUACUGACUUUUCUAUUUAGCAAUAAAUGCAUUUUGAGCUCCUAAAAAGCCUUUUCGCUUGCAAAAAAUUAUAAGGUAAACAAAAAGUUGUAGGUAAUGUGUAAUUUAGUGGUAAAAAAAAAUCUUAAUUAUAAAAAAUAUCUCCCCCCACAUCAAAAAAGUUAAUAAUAAUAAGAAAUGAUUUAUGACCAAAAAAAACUGAAGUUGCUUAAUAUACACUGCCUAAUAUUAUAAUAACUAGUGUCAUUGUUUUUUAUUAUUUUGGUUGGUCGUUUUGAAGCUUGUCAUAGCCUUAUUGUUAUUCUGUAGUCUUGACAAGUUGAUAUAUAGUUUCCUUUAACUGGAAUUACAUACAAUGAAGAGACCAUACCCACACCACCCGUCCCCAGUGGAUGUCCAUGGUGAAAAUUAUAAAAUAACCUAGAUACAUGUGUGUGUAGUCUUUAGUCCCAUUUUUCUUGUGGUAGAUCUUCUCAAAUCUAACUUAUCAGUAGUUAAAUUAUAUAAACUCUGUAUUCAGUAUGUCUACAUUAGAGACGCGCUGCAAAUUUAGCAUGAUUCUAUGCUUCCCAGAUUUUGGGUCAGAAUUGUAACAUUAUGCAAUGGAAUCUCAAAAUAUCUACAUUACAGAAGGUUUUUCUUACAAUGCCAGUGGAAUCUUAAAAACAAAUACCCAUAUUUAAUGCCUAGGAGAUGGCCAUAACAUUCAAGGCAACUGUAACAAAGAAAGACAAAAUGGGGCCAUAUCUAGCCUAAAACAAGGGCAGUAACUUGUGCAGGGGGUAGGUGUUUGGGAUGAAAAAACCCUCUGCUCCAUGAAAAAUUUCUUCUUUUUUUUCAAUAUAUUUUUCAAGAGAACAUGAUUCUGCCCCUAUAAAGAAUUCACUGAGCACAAUCUAGACACCCCCCCCCAACCCCCCACCCCCCACCCCACCCCUUGCACAAUUUCCCGCGAGUGAAGGGUAGGUCAAGAGGUAGUUGGUAAAAACGAGAAUCCGGGCACAGUAAUAAAGCAUUUUUCUUUUGGGGUUGGGUGUUUUUCAUGGCUGACUAACCCCCACUCCAUCGACUGCCCCCCCCCCCCGACCCUUAUGCACCCUGCUAAGUAUGGUAUUGUAAAAAAAAAACCUAAAAAGUUUUCCGUUUGUAUGGAUUACAAAUACAAAAUGUGGCAGCAGCAUUGUGUCUGUGAUGGCAUCAGUUACACUAAGACCAACAGCAAGCCCAAAACUUAACAUUCAUCUUUAGUAAAGUCACGCGACAUAGUUUUAGAAAUACAGUACAUACCUUUUGGGGGGUUUUCACAUAAAAUAUGUUUCAAGCAUAUUGGAUUUGCCAAAUUGAUAAUUUAUGGAACAAGCUGUAAAUGGUACAAUGUAUGUAUUUUACUAUUUAGAAAAAAAGUGCUGUAAUCACUAAUAUUUUACACUGCCUAAUAAUGUAAAGCAGUUCUGCAUUUCACUAAUUUAUGAAUAUAAGACUAUUUGUUAAUGAAAUGAAAAGUAUUUUGUUUAUUUUUACUUGUAAAUCAACAAAUAAGAUGUUGAAGAAAUUCAUAUGGAACUUUUUUGGUUGCUUAUUUCUCAAUGUAAUAAAUGUAAAAAAUUAUCAAAUGAAAUAUUGAACCACUGGUGUAUCCAGAGAUGGGGAAUAUACCCCAAUAAUCCCUCUCUUUCCCCCAAGGGCGUUGGUUGCAAAAUUGAUUGCUGUCCAUUCCAACCAGUGCCCAACAACUGGUACAUGAAAGGUCAUGGUAUGUACUGUGAAAAUACAUGAUUCACAGUACAUACCAUGGUGUUUGAUAUACCAAUCAUGGGGCUCUGAUUGGGAUGGUGAUGGAAAACUGACAGAUCUAACAAGAAUGAUCAGUCUUCUGAGACAGAGCUUAUAAAACUUUACAGUCUAAAACUCAAAUCUGUAACAGCAUCAAAUGCAUGCAAUUUAUAUGGCAUUGUCAUGCCAUUCUUAAAAUGUUGUUGAAGUAUAGUCUAGAUUCUAGUUUAAUCAGCAUGUAACAAGGUGCCCGAAAGCUGCUCCAACUCCAAGGAUUGAUUUUCUUGAGACUCGUGUCAGAAAAACCAUCUACAAAAUGACUUGUGCCGGAAACUAUUAUUGUAUAAGAUUUAUAAGCAGGUACAGGAUCCGGCCUAUCCGACUCCGGGCUACACCCUAUCCAGUAUUUGAGGAAGUGUUUUCCCUAGCUUGUUCUAGCAUUGUGCAGCACCUUGCCUCAAAAGUCUGGCACCAUCUUGCAGGGUUUCGAGAAUUUUAAUAAAAUUCACUAGCCAUGGGAUCAGUGAUUUUUAAUAUUUACUAGCCACGAUUAAAAAUUCACUAGCCCUACUUUACUAAGUUUACUUUACUUUCAGUUAAUACAAUUUUACUAAUAGUAAUAAUGUCACCUAAAGAGGGAGCUAGAGCUUAAAAAGACUAAUAUUGUGGAAUGGGGUUGGGGACAGGAUAUUCAUAUUUACAAACUAUACUUAAAUUCAUUUCAUUUCAACUUAUUUUCAUGCUUAUAUCCAAUUAAGGUUCAAGUACGCUGUAUAUACUUAAAUGCAGCAUUCGACAACUUUAUUUCACUAGCCAUGCUGCUCAGAUAUUAAACAAGCCUUUUUCAAGAAUUAAUUCUAAAAUUACAUUUAUAAAACACUCAGAAAAUGUAUUAUUAAUUAAUAUAAUAUGUCUGUUAUAUAUUUUGCCAUUCAUUUAUUAAAGCAAGCACAAUACUUACAUUUAUUUUUAUUUCCAUUAAAAAAACAUUUGUUUUUAAUGGAAAAAUAAUACCCUGAAAAUGGUGAAAAUGCCCCAGAAGUGUUUAGUCUACCAUAACUUGUAAAAUUUCUAGGGUAAACACUAUCAUGGGAUGCAACUUUGUCUUUAUACAUGGGAAUGGGUGGGGGAAGGGGGAUAUGUGUGUCGUGGCUGUAGGAAGUGUAAAUAAGUGUAUUAUAUUUAUUAAACUUAUAGGGAAUUUUAAAAAUACACAUAUACUUCAAGUUUUAUUUAACUUUUUUACUUAACAUUUAGAAUUCCAUUUUGUGUACCUAUUAGUAGAUUUGAUUGGCUUGGAUUGGUAGUUGCAUGUAUUUAACAUUUUGUAAUAAUAUCAUAUUAAAUGAAUUUAUGAAAACCUUUUUGAGUAAUAAAUUACAUUAGGUAUUAAUGGAGAAAAAAAGAGUUGUAAAUAUUAGCUAAAAUUAUCAGCUAAUAUUGUUUUGAUGAGGCAGUUUAAAUAUCCAGUUACAUUAAUAAUACCGGUACAUGUGAUAAUAAAAUAAAAACUCAAUUUAAAGUUAUAUAGUUUAGACCAAAAUAUUUAUAAAUAGGAUCCAAUCAAUAUAAUUAUAUGUUGAUGGUAACCCAUCAAUUUACCAUCCAAACAUAACACCAUCCUUUAAAGGUUCAUCUUUCUAAGUAGCAACCAAUGAAGUUUUUAUCAUAACAAAUAUCAACCAAUGAGCCAGUGUGAAAAGUGACAAAUUAACAUAUAAUUAGAGGUUAUAAAUAGCAACCAGUCAGUUCAAGUGUUACAUGUACAUGUCCUAUAGAAACCAAUCCAGUGAUGACUUACAUUAUCUUAAAGUAUUAAAUCAAUUUUAAGAAUAUGAUUUUAUUUUGCUGGUUUUAUUGCUGAGUACUAUAAAAAAACCCACCAUGUUUUCUUGUUAUUAUGCAAUAAAAGGGUUCUGACAGAUUUAAACAGCAGUUACAGAUUAUUGCAAAUUUACAAAACAAUAAAUCUGAUUGGACCAAUUGUUGAUGAGGGGCCUAAUUUACUAAACUCUCACAACUGUGUCAUCUCGCAGUGUAGUGCAAACUGACUUGCUAGGAUGGUUUAAGAGAGCUUUGAGAAUUAUGCCCUGUACUUCAUUUCAGACCCUUUGGAUAUACCAGUAAAGCCUCAGUACAUGUGUUUGCCCAUUCUAUCACUUCAGGGCCGUACCUAGUAUAAAAAUAGAGGGGGCAGGGAAACAAAAAACAAAACAAAAAACCCAAGAAAAACCCAGAAGGCAUUGUCAGGUGCAGAUCCAGGGCAUGGUGCCAAGGGUCACACACACACACACACACACACACACACACACACAGACAGACAGACAGACAGACAGACGGACGCACACACACGCACGCACACACAUGCACACCUUUUUCCCCCACUGUUUUCAAAAAAUAAAAAAAUAAACAAGCAUUGUGAGAAUACUGCUAAAGCAUUGCAUGUUGCCUAUCAUGCUCAACAAAUAACUCUGUGAAGAAUGGGUAAAUCACUAUGAAAGUUAUGUUUAUCUGUAUGGCUAUACAAAAAAAUUUCAGCUUAAUAGCUAAUGGCAUUGUGAAAAAACCCAUAUGAAAAACUACAUGUGGGAUGGCCGGAUGGACAGACAGACAGAAGGAUGGAAAUAAAACGUAUAGUCCCCUCAGGUUGGACCAGUAGGGGACUAGUAAAAGUCUGUUCCAAUACCUCUUACCAUGUCUGGCACACACACGCAUACAUAUACCCCUUCACAAACCCCUGGAUCCACACCUGAUAGCGUCUUUAGUAUCUUCUCAUGGGGAAGGCGGUACUCAAGUACUUAAACUAUAUAUACUUAGAGAAAAUAUUUGAUUAGACCCACCGAAUAUGAAAUAAUAAAUGCAAGUCCUUCUAUGUUGCAAAUUUUUUAAAUUAUGGAAUGGCCGCCACUACACUGAACACUUUUAACCUUUUCAUGUCUGUACUGGAAUGACGUUAUCAUAAUGUCAAACUAACAGCACAUGCCGUCAUGUCCACAAUAAUUAAUUUGAUGGUGCACCUCAUGCCGUCAUAUUGUAUAAAGGAUAAAUGGCACAUUUUUGUAUUUUUCAGGAUGUACGAAGUAGUUGCUCCAUCCACCCUCCAUUACUGUCCCUUAGGUACGGCCCUGUAGUUAAUGAUGCAAUUUCUGUAUAUUUUGAAACACAAUGUUAUCAUCAUUAUCAUGAUUUAAUAUGUACAUGACUGUGAUUUGUUAAUAUAUUUAAAUAUAUUAUGAUAAUAAUGACUAUUGUUGAUUACUUAUUACUACUAUUUAUACAAUCUAUCAUAGUUGCUGUACAGAUUAAUUACAUAUAUUAAUUAUGUAUAUGUGUACAUUGUUGAACAAAGUUGUACAUUUUCUUCAUAAUUAUUAUCCAGUGAGUGUUUUUAAAUGUCCCAUAAGUGUAUUUAUUUUUAGUCCACUUGUGUUCCUGUUUUUAUUUAUUGUCUGCUUGUGAUAGUGUAGUUCCGUUUUUAAACUCAAUACAAAGAGCUCUGCUCAUCAAAAAUAUAGAUUCACAACUGAACUAUGGAUUAUUGUGGGUUUUUAAGUCUUCCUGAAGUAAAUAUUUUUGGUUUCAACUUGUAAUAUAUAUUCUUGUGUUAUUCUACAGUAAAGCCUUUACAAAAAGCAUCACAUACUGGUAUAGCAUAGCAGGUGACCUUUCUGUACAAAUUAAAAUGUACAGGUGUCCUUUAUAUGCAAGUAUUUGUUAUAACAGGUGUGACUGUUUUACAGUUCAGCAAAAGUAAGUGUAUAAUUGCGUAUUUAAAAAGCAUAAUAAUGGAGAAUGUUUUGUCUUCAAAAUAUAAUGUUGAAGAAAUUAAAUGUGCCUGCUUUUGCCACUUCAACAGGUUGUGUAUUUUGUAAAAAGAACAUUAUACAAUAACUUGAAUUAAAAUGCAAAUUAAUGUAGGUCACAUGUAGUGCCUACAAAAUUAACAUGAAAUGCUAAUAUCCUAAAGUGACCUCCUGAAUAAACAUACCCAGACAUAUUACUACAAAAUGUUCUGUUUCAAAGAGUAAUUAAAUGCCAAAGAUCAGGAGGGGGAGGGGGUAGCAGCUUUCAGUUACUUUUAUUUUUAAAAGAUGUACAUUUUUUAGUAAACAUUUUGUUUCAUUUUGAGCAAGCAGUUAAAUAGUAUUUGUAUCAGUCUGGUAUCAUAUACUGGUAGCUACUUAAGGCUACUGCUGGCUUCAAACUUUGUUUAAGUUAUGGCUGAAAAUAAUGUUUAUUAUUUAUACACUAUUUAAUUGGUUUCAAAAAUAGAAAAAUAAGAUUGCUUUUUUGUCACCUAAGCAUAAGUUUAUUAUUUGUAGGCCCAUUUAUUUAUCAGUAAAAAAUAGAUACUUAAUUUUAUGUUAAAAUUUAAUACAGUGCCAUAAUCAAGGUAUGAAAUCUCUUUAAAAGAUUGUGUCACAAGAAUACUAUUUUCUAUAAGAUUAAGCCUUCUUCUAUUUUAAAAUUGGUAAAAAAUAAAACAAAGCAAAACGUUUUUGUCCAUUGUAAAUGUAUGUAUGUGUUGUUUUUACCAGUUGUUUAAUAUGUUCAUUGAUUUAUUUGACUGUCGUUAAGUUUUUUGUUUGUUGUAUGCGUGUGUAUCUGUUUAAUAUGUUUGACGGUUGUCACUGCCAUUGUUUGUUUUUUUACUCAUUUCACUUACAAUAGUUGUGAUGACAUCCUUACGUUAUUGUGAACCACAGAAUAUCAUUUCUUAGUGUCAUCAUUUUAAUAUAAACAUUCCAUAGUUGUAUUUUAUGUGGGGGGGUUUAUUUUGUAUGUUAAAUGCAUAUCGAAUUUGUAUGUACCUUUUAUUUGUUUAUUUAUAGAAAUGCAUAUCUUUAUGGUAUGUGCACUGUUUAUGAGGGAAUCUGUAGUUUUGGGGGGCAUUUCAGUAAAAUGUCAUUUCAGGGGAACAGCAUAUAUGUCAUAUGUAUACCUCUGAUCUCAUAUGUUCCAAUAGCAAAUAUAAACAACCACACACUGUUUUCACAAAAAUAAGAAAAAUAAACAGCUGUGCUUUUACAAUUUGUUAAGUAAUUUAUUAUCAUAAUCUAUUGGAUUAAGUAAUAGUAUAAUAGUAUUACCAAACCUAUUGCUGAAUUUAUUAGUUUUCAGAUAAUAUUUUGUUGGACAGUUUAAUAGGGCAACUACAUGGCACCUCAUGCUUUUAAGUUUUGUAUAGAUAUAGAUGUAUGUAGAUAGAUAUAGAUAUAGAUAUAUAUAGAUAGAUAUAGAUAUAGAUAUAUAUAUAGAUAGAUAUAGAGAGAGAGAUAGAGAGAGAGAGAGAGAGAGAGAGAGAGAGAGAGAGAGAGAGAGAGAGAGAGAGAGAGAGAGAAGAGAAGAGAGAGAGAGAUAUGGCUCUGAAAUAUCAUUUUGCAGCCAUUUCAGGGAGGUCACUUACUUAAAACCAAUAAGAGGAUUUUCUUUAAUACAAGUUUACAGGAUGUUGCCAUUGCCCACCCCCGCCAGCUACGACCUUGAAUGAUGUCUGUAGUGAUGUCGGUGGCAGAAAACUGGUAUCUUCGAUAUCAUACAUAUUAAUGUAAAAUCAUUUGAAAAUUACAUUUAAUUACAGUGUUUUAUAUUAAUGACAGUUUAAGCAUAUUAAUUCAUAUAUGAGUCACAUGUUUUACUCUAAGUGUUAUUAGGUCACACGUUUAACAUGUAGCUGGAGAUGUAUACAUGCGUACGGUCACAAAAUUUUGUCAGAUUUAACAUGUGACCUUGGUCACAUUUUACAGAAUAAUGCCCUUACAUUAUACCAUAACUGUCGCUACUUUUACUUAAUAUAUACGAUACUUAUGUAGGAUAGGAUAUAGAAAUUUCAAAUUAAAUCUUUAGAAAAUAAUUGUAAAUUAAUUAAAUUUAUUACUUAGUUAUAAUAUAUAUGCUUUUGUAUUAUGCUGCAAUCUUCAUGGGCAUUAACUACCUUAAGUAUUUUCUUUCGCUACAUAUAUAUACCAUGACCAUUCUUAUAUAUUAAUAUAUAAAAUAAGAAAACAUGUUUUCGUGGAAACUACAUUUUGCUUCCACUACGUACCAAAAAAACAUUUUUACACAUCUGUUGGUGUCACAUGGCCAUAACGUGUGCGUUAUUGAUUUAAAGACAAGUCACUGCAGUCAUACCAUCCAAUGAUAAAAGCACAAUCGAUUGCUCUGUGAUGUAGAAGUUGAAAUGAAACUGAUUACUUUGUGUCGCACAACUUGACUGUAUGCGCAAGCACUGAAACUAUGUGCAAGUUGUAAAAGACAUUUAAAUUUAUUUAAAACUUUGUGGGGUUUUGUUGUUGUUGUUUUUUGUUUGUUUUGAGUUCGAGUCAACGCACUAAUGCUACAUGAGCGGUUUUUGUUGUGUGUAUAAAAUUACACAAGAUUAUUAAUAACUUUUGCAUCCUAGUUUGAUUUAUACUGAUUUAGGUUAUACUAGAUGAAAACACAAUACAUACUAGUUAUAGUUUCUAUGAUGAAUAUGUAGGAAUAAAUAGAGGCAGCGUAUGAAAGUUAUUUUUUUAGAUCUUUAUUAUCAAAAUAAUAUCCUAUAUAUAGGCAUACAUGUUAAUGACAACUUCAUAAAGAGUUCUACAAAACGUGAGACGAAUUUACGUAGAAAUACAAUAUGCAUCUACAAUGCCCAUCAUUGUUGUCUUUGCAAUAAUAAAACAUUAAAUUAUGUAACAAAACAUAUUUGCAAUAAAAUGGACAGCAUUUAAUGAAUUUGCACAACUCUUUACUUUGCAUACUAUUGCAAUUACAUGGGUACCAUUUAGUGAUAUUGCACAGCCCAAUACUUUGUAUAAUAUUGCAAUUAAAUAGAUACCAUCUUAUGCUAUUGCACAGACCAAAUAAUUUGCAUGUUUGCAAUCACAAAUAUUUUAUAGCACAUUCGCAUAAUAUAUACAGUUAUAUAGACAGCAUUUAUUGAUAUUAAACAAUCCAGUUUUUGCAUAAGUUGCAAUUGCAUGUAUAGCAUUGAGUAAUACCAAAUGGCCCAUCCAUCUGCAUGAUGUGUACCAUUUCCAUUUAGUGAUUUAGCUGAUAGGUGUCAAAACAGCUGCUCGGAAUAUGGUACGCAAGGUGUUUCAUGUCCAAUAAUGGCUACAAUCGAAGCAAUACUGGGACAUUACUUCAUCGCAAUGUUUAAUUCAAAGGACGACUACCGUCUCAAACAUACUGGACUAUUUUACAUCGUCACAGUGUCUUGUAUAUAAUGUGUUAACAACAGAAAGUGAAGCAAAUGUUAAUUUAAUGACUGCCAAGAAUUAUGGCUGUGGUAUUAUGUUGGAAGGAAACAUGCUGUGACAGUGCAUGAAUCUUGAAGGGAUAUCAAUAGGCACGUAAAUACAGAUCACAGUCCAGUUGUGACAAAUAAUUAAAAUGAAUGGUCAUACUAAUCGUCUGUUGGCAUCGACGAGUAUUUUGCUUGCACUUUAUAUAGAACUUGCCAUGAACUUUUGAUAUACAGCUUACUUAACAUUUUUACUCUUUUUUUUCUACUCUUAGAUGUUGCCAGGGUUGUACUUAACCUAAAAAAUGAGGGAGGAUGGCAUUAAACAAUAUUCGGGGCCCUAUAAUAUAGGGUCUUUCCCAGCUAGACAAAAAUCACGUUUAUAUAAAACCAUGGACACACUUGCAUACCCCCCCCCCCCCCCCCAAAAAAAAAAAAAAAAAACCCCACACCAAACAAACAAACACCCAAAACAAAAACAACAACAACAACAACAACAACAAAACAAAGCAACCAAACAAACAAAAACACGGUACAGCCAAGUUUUCCUUUAGUAUAUGUUCCUACGAUAUGGGCUAUCAAAGAGCAAGUCGAUACGUAGCCAACUUGAUUAAACACAUUUAGAUGUUUUUUUUCAAGAUUUUCAUGCAAGACUCCCAGACCCAUAUUCUCUUAAGGUACUAAUACAUUCUUUGAUCCAGUCACUGUGGUUGUUUCCAAGUCUUACAAAAGAGAACUACGGUUUUGGUUUGUUAAUGACUGGCAUUAUGCAAUUCUGAUACAUGAAGGUACAUGUAUUAUUAUAUUGCACUGUUGGUAUGUGCCAUAAAGUUUCUUUGCUGCUCUUUGUUACAGUGUGUAGUCCAGUAAUAUGCUACUACAGUAUAUACUAAGAAAUGAAUCUUUUUGUUCUUUGAAGAAAUAAAACUUUAAAACUAA
Molecule: messenger RNA, 12990 nt
Organism: Gigantopelta aegis
Lineage: Eukaryota; Metazoa; Mollusca; Gastropoda; Neomphalida; Peltospiridae
Exons: 8
Coding region: 342-2654 (770 amino acids)
Biological process (GO): intracellular signal transduction; nervous system development; animal organ development
Molecular function (GO): signaling receptor binding
Source: RefSeq, a predicted model, not a curated record